AUGGCUGAGAGUACUUCGAGCACGAUACCCAGACGUCCCAAGACCAAGUCCAAGGAGCCGUUCUACGCCGUGUCGCCCCGAUGGAAAGACGUCGUGCCCAUCCCCCUCAUUGACGGCCCACCCCGACCACCACCCGGCAGCGGCCAAAGGGACGAUGAUCCCGGCCCCGCGCUUGCCACCAUCGCCUACUCGGUGCGGUACAGCGAGGCCAUGUCGUACCUGCGGGCCGUGAUGGCGAUGAACGAGCUUAGCCGGCGCGCGCUCGACCUGACCGAGGACAUCAUCGGCAUGAACCCGGCCCACUACACUGUGUGGCUGUACCGCGCCAAGAUCCUCAAGGCGCUGUGGAAGAAGGAGGGCGUGAGCGUCGAGGACGGCGUCGGGGCCGAGUUGGACUGGUUGGAGGGCGUCAGCGAGCGGAAUUUGAAGAACUAUCAGAUCUGGCACCACCGCCAACAGCUGAUGUCCCUCCUGCCGCGGCUGCCGGCCACCGAAGCCGACUUCAUCACGCACAUGCUCUCGUUCGACGCCAAGAACUACCACGUGUGGACGUACCGGCAGUGGCUGUGCCGGCGGUUCGCGGACCCGCUGCUGACGACGGACCAGGAGCUGCGCGCCGUGGACGCGCUGAUCCGCGACGACGUGCGCAACAACUCGGCCUGGAACCACCGCUACUUUGUGUGCUUCGGGGCCGAGGAGCUGGCAGCCAUGGAACCGAAGGCGGCGACGACGGUGGGAGGGGGUCGGGGUCAGGAGGAGGAGAAGGAGGAGGAGGCAGGUCAAGGCCACCACCACGGCGGCGGGCGGCGGCCGAAUGUGAUCCGCAAAGACGUCCUCGCCGGCGGCACGCUGCUGCCGGUGGUCGACGAGGACGUGGUCGAGCGCGAGAUCAACUACGCCAAGGACCACAUCGCGUGGGCGCCGCAGAACCCGUCGCCGUGGAACUACCUGCGCGGGGUGCUCCGGCGCGCCGGCAUCCCCGUCACCGACCUGCAAGUCUUCUGCGAGGGCUUCGUCGGCGGCGGCAAAGACGCGGACCUCAUGGGCGACGGCGUCACCAGCAGCCACGCCAUCGACUGGUUGGCCGACAUCUAUCGCCUGGACGGCAAGGUCGAGCGCAGCCGGGCCUGUCUCGAGGCCCUGGCCGCCAAGUGGGAUCCCAUCCGCAGGAAGUACUGGGAUUGGAGGGCCAAGCAGCUGGUUGGUUGA
This is a messenger RNA of Fonsecaea erecta, 1209 nucleotides long. RefSeq lists its product as hypothetical. Lineage: Eukaryota; Fungi; Ascomycota; Eurotiomycetes; Chaetothyriales; Herpotrichiellaceae. Gene Ontology annotation, biological process: protein farnesylation; protein geranylgeranylation. The transcript is spliced from 2 exons. Bases 1 to 1209 code for a protein of 402 amino acids. Gene Ontology annotation, molecular function: CAAX-protein geranylgeranyltransferase activity; protein farnesyltransferase activity. The record is from RefSeq and is a predicted model, not a curated record. Gene Ontology annotation, cellular component: cytoplasm; protein farnesyltransferase complex; CAAX-protein geranylgeranyltransferase complex.